Molecule: messenger RNA, 831 nt
Organism: Hydatigera taeniaeformis
Lineage: Eukaryota; Metazoa; Platyhelminthes; Cestoda; Cyclophyllidea; Taeniidae
Source: the annotation of a GenBank genome assembly
AUGGAGGCAAAACUCGCAAGAGCCGUUCAGGCUAUUCAGUCCUCCAACUAUUCCCUUAAUACCGUCCUGCAACUUCAGGAAAGUGGGUUCGAUUUUUCACAAUUGUCCGGACAUGUUGUUUGCGGUCUAGUAGCACGCAACUUUGGUCUGGGAAUCAAAAUCCUUCUUUCUUGUGGAGUCAAGCUGGAUUGUGUGGAUCCGAUAUCUGGCAAUUCGCCACUGAUAUUAUUAGCUGCGGAGGGACUUUGCGGUCCGGUACGCUGUCUAAUAGGCCAUGUACCGGUGGAGCAUCUACACCACAUCAAUCGGAGCACCAAUUCCGUCCUCUCACUUCUCCUGGCCAGAGGACAUAGUCACUGCGGUUGCCUUGAAACGCUCCUGCAGCGCUUCUCCUCUUCCACUCCUAAUCAUCUGAAGGAUCCCUGCAAUCGAGUCAUCCUUAGUGUAAUGGAUUUGUUAGAGCAGAUUAAAACCUCCGCCAUUGAUCGUGUCGCCGGUGUGUUCCAGCUGUGGAUUUCGGCCAACUUAAUUGAUCUCGAAGAUGAUGCAACAGAUGCAGAAAUGCGAAAAAAGACCUGCGAGUUGUUACUUAGACGGACAAUAGGGACUAUUGUGAAGGACUGUCUUUCCGGAUGGACUAGCCCACAGACUAUCAGAGCCUCAACAUCCAAGUGCUUUGAGCUGUUUGCUAAACUUCUAAUUUUGAGACGCCUUAGUGUUGGUUUUCUUGAGGAUUGUCGGCGGGAAGUGGAUGCUGCAUACUCCAUUGACAGACCAAAGCCGCUGGAGCCGUCGCAAAUACGACAACUGGACCACCUGCAAAAUGGGUAA